AAGUAUUUCGAGAUUUCUCUUUCUUCAAAAACUUGAGUGAGAGAAAAGAAAUUCAGAUUCUCUCACGCGCUUUCGGAUCCUUCCUCCUGACCCCUCUAAAGAAUCCACUCGGGUCGAUAUAUUUUUGUUUUCCUAUCCACUUCUCCAGUUUCUCUUUCAUAAGCAUCUUUGUUGUUUCAUGACCAAAAAAUUACAAGAUCCAUAUCGAACAAACCGUAACCGUAAAUGCUGAAAACAAGAGCAAGAUUUCAUCAGAAAGAUGAAACAAUGUCUCAGUCUGUAGAUCCGCAAACCGAUCUGGUCGGACUCAACAACACCAAAGCGAUCACUAACCCACUGGCUCUGAGUCUCUUGAUCGGUCUGAGAAACAACAAGUGCAUCUCAGAUUCUGAUAUUCUCAGGAGCCCUAAAUCUCCUCUAGAAUUUAGGGUGUUGUCUACAAUGGCUGAGCCCUUCUUCCUCAGAUCUCCUAGAUCAUCACUCACUGCUCAUCUUAGCUAUUCUUGUGUCCCUGCUAAAGUUGGGCUAAGCAUUGUGGAUUAUCUUGGUGAUGAUGGGGUUUUAUCACAAGAUGUCGUGUUUGGACCAGCCUUGAGGCUCAAGUUUUCUGAGUUUAAAGACAAACAUCCCAAGUUUUUUGCAGAAACCAUGUCCUUGAAUGUCGAAAAGAAAAGAUCUGGUGUUAUUUUUGAAAUCGGCGAGAUCGAGCCAAUCGGGUUAAGAAAUCACUCCUUUUGGGAGAUUGAUUGUCCGAGAAAGGCCCGAGUUCUGUCUCAAUCCAAGGCCAUAGCAGAAGGGUACUUUCCAGGGAUUGGUUCAGACAGUGCAUCCUCCUCUUUUCUAUCUGAGGAUGAGAUGGAGAUGUCAGAGGACUACACUUGUAUCAUUGCGCAUGGUCCUAACCCGAAAACCACUCAUAUUUAUGGUGACCGAGUUUUAGAGUGUCACAAGAAUGAGGUUAUAAACAAAGAGAAGCAAUUUGAAACGGAGUUAGAUUCUAUGUUUCUCAGGGAAAACUUCCUUAGCGUGUGUAACUUCUGCAACAAGAAACUUGAAGUUGGUAAAGACAUAUAUAUGUACAGAGGGGAGAAAGCGUUUUGCAGUGAAGAGUGUCGUUCAGAGGAGAUGAUCAUAGAUGAGGAGGACCUGGAAGAUUCGUGCUUAACUAUGCACGAAUCUUUGAAGAAGCUCUUCUGAACAAGAAGCGGCUAAUAAGACAUUAAUGGCCAUGGGACUAGCUUUUAUAGACCCGAUGGUCUUUUAACUACCUAAAAGACUUAUUAUAUAUGUAUUGACUAGUUUCAUGCCAAUGGUAGGUAACAUUUGGCACUAAUAUGGUUCAUCCGUCCACAAAGAGCUGCGUUUAUGCGCAUCUAUUAGCAGCUGCAGCAGCCAUGAAUAGGGCGUCCUAGUUUUUUUUGUAUAUAUUUUUUUUUUGGUUUUGGAUAUGGAAGUCCAAGAACACACUAUUAUGAUCAUAACUGACGCAAUAAGCUUUGUAAAGAGAGUGUUGGUUGCAAGAAAAGGAUCGUGUAACCCACUCCAUUUUUUCUGUGAGUCUUGUUUUGAGGUCUUUCUAUGGAUGUCUGGCCUCAUAAGUUUGUAUUCUCUUUUUUAUUUUGAGGUCUUUUUGUAUAUAUUUUUUUUUGGUUUUGGAUAUGGAAGUCCAAGAACACACUAUUAUGAUCAUAACUGACGCAAUAAGCUUCGUAAAGA
Raphanus sativus (radish) is the source of this 1716-nucleotide messenger RNA. Its product is annotated as FCS-Like Zinc finger 11-like. The record is from RefSeq and is a predicted model, not a curated record. NCBI's taxonomy places the organism in Eukaryota, Viridiplantae, Streptophyta, Magnoliopsida, Brassicales, Brassicaceae. The transcript is spliced from 3 exons. The coding region runs from base 226 to 1197 and encodes 323 amino acids.